AUGCUUCGAAAUGCUGCCCAUGCAGCUCGCAGAACUGUUACAGAGCUUUCGCAAUACCCGAAGCCAGGCGACAAGCUUCAUGGCUUCACCCUGAUACGAUCUAAACAUGUCCCUGAACUGGAACUGACGGCACUGCAUUUGCAACACGAUAAGACCGGUGCCGACUACCUCCACAUUGCUAGAGAAGACAGCAACAAUGUCUUCUCCAUCGGUUUCAAGACGAACCCUCCCGAUGACACCGGCGUUCCGCAUAUCUUGGAGCACACGACUUUAUGCGGAAGCAAGAAAUAUCCCAUCCGCGAUCCAUUCUUCAAGAUGCUACCCCGAACCCUUUCCAACUUCAUGAACGCCUUUACAGCCUCUGAUCACACCUUUUACCCGUUUGCGACCACAAAUGCCCAGGAUUUCAAGAAUCUCAUGUCUGUCUAUCUAGAUUCAACCCUGCAUCCACUGCUCAAGGAGUCUGACUUCGCCCAAGAGGGAUGGAGAAUUGGGCCCGAGAAUCCUCUCGGAGAGACCGAUGAGAGCAAGAAGCUGGUGUUCAAGGGUGUGGUGUACAAUGAGAUGAAGGGUCAGAUGUCGGAUGCUGGGUAUCUUUACUAUAUCCGCUUCCAAGAUCACAUCUUUCCGGACAUCAACAACUCAGGCGGCGACCCUCUAAAGAUUACCGAUUUGACUUACGAUCAGCUCAGGAGUUUUCACGCCGACCACUACCACCCCAGCAACUCCAAGUUGUUUACCUACGGUGACAUGCCCUUGAACGACCAUUUACGAGAAGUGAACGCGAGAUUGAAGGUGUUCAAUAAGAAGGAAAUCGACGAAACGGUCCACCAGCCGAUCGAACUCGAUGGCACCCGCGAAGUGACACUCAGAGGCCCCAUGGACCCUCUUGUCGACCCUGAUCGUCAAUACAAGAGCUCAGUGUCAUGGAUCAGCGGAGAUACCGCUGAUGUCGUCGAGUCUUUCUCGAUCGCAUUGCUCUCUACCCUGUUAAUGGAUGGUUAUGGCUCGCCCCUUUAUCGCGGUCUCAUUGAGACGGGGAUAGGGACUGACUGGAGCCCCAAUGCCGGAUACGAUAGCUCUGCCAAGCGCGGAAUCUUCUCAAUUGGCCUUACUGGGGUUCAAGAACUUGACGUUCCCAGGCUAAAGGAAACCGUUCAAGGGAUACUGAAAAAGGCUCGUGACAACGGCUUCGACAAGACCAAGAUUGAUGGCGCCUUGCACCAACUGGAGCUGUCCUUGAAGCACAAGACUGCCAACUUUGGAUUCUCUAUGCUCAACAGACUGAAACCAAAGUGGUUCAACGGAACUGACCCCUUUAGGUCUCUCGCUUGGAACGAUACCAUUUCAGCGUUUCAGGCGAAGCUGGCUAAAGGCGGCUAUCUCGAGGGCCUCGUUGAUAAGUACCUGCUCAACGACAAUACUAUGAUAUUCACCAUGGCUCCAUCUACCGCCUUUGGAGAAGAAGUUGCAACGGAAGAGCAACAGCGCCUUUCAUCUAGGAUUGCCGAUGCCAUUCAGACCGCCGGAGGAGAGGAGGAGGCUCGAAAGAAGUUUGAGCAGCAAGAACAGGAGCUUCUUGUUGAGCAAAACAAAACCAAUAGUGAAGAUCUCAGCUGCCUGCCGACUGUCCAUGUCAAAGAUAUCCCAAGAACGAAAGAGCCUGUGCAUGUGCACGACGAGGUACAAAAUGGCACGGCCAUUCAAUGGCACGAGGCACCCACGAAUGGUUUGACUUAUUUCCGUGCCAUCAAUACCCUGGAAAACUUGCCCGACGAUCUCCGGGAGCUUGUUCCUCUCUUCACAGAUAGCAUUAUGCGUCUUGGAACCAAGGAUAUGACCAUGGAGCAGCUCGAGGACCUCAUCAAGCUGACCACUGGAGGAGUCUCUGUCGGAUACCAUUCCACCCCUUCACCUUCCAACUGUCAUGCAUCUAGCGAAGGGAUCAUUUUUACUGGCAUGGCUUUGGAUAGAAAUGUCCCCGUCAUGUUCAAUAUCCUGCACAAGCUGGUCGUCGAGACGGACUUUGAUGGUCCUGAAGCAGCUCUCCGUAUUCGACAGCUACUCCAAGCCUCCGCAGACGGUAUUGUCAACGAUAUUGCUUCAUCGGGCCACCGCUUUGCCGUGGGCUAUGCUGAGUCGAGCAUCACACGGAGUGCAUGGUUACGCGAACAAGUCGCCGGACUGUCCCAAGUGAGACUGGUAACCCGGCUAGCUGGCCGCCCAGAAUCUGACAAGUUUGAAGACGUUAUCGACAAAUUGAAGCAAAUCCAACAAUUUGCACUCUCAAGCAAUAACAUGCGAACUGCAAUCACCUGCGGCUCAGAGAGCGUAACGCAAAACUCCAAUUCGCUCCAGUCCUUUAUGAAGAUUCUCCCUCGAGGUGUUUCGGAUUCAAAGAACCUAAAGCCGCGGCGCCUCCCUACAGACUGCAAGACUUUCUUUCCCCUCCCUUAUCAAGUGUACUAUGGAGGCUUGUCUGUACCGACUGUGGCCUAUACCGCGCCCGAUGGUGCACCGCUUCAAAUACUCUCGCAGCUCCUCACCCACAAGUAUCUGCACCACGAGAUUCGCGAAAAGGGAGGCGCAUACGGCGGAGGGGCCAUGCACAAGCCGCUCGAUGGUCUAUUCGGCUUCUACUCUUACCGUGACCCUAAUCCCCAAAACACAAUUAAGAUUAUGCGAAAUGCAGGCAGGUGGGCUGUCAGUAGAGAAUGGUCAGAUCGUGAUCUGGAGGAGGCCAAGAUUUCAGUCUUCCAGGCUGUUGAUGCCCCCAAGGCUGUCAACCAAGAGGGUAUGGGCAAAUUUCUCUCCGGCAUCACCGAGGAUAUGCGACAAAAAAAGAGACAUGAGCUUCUCGACGUGUCAAAGGACCACGUGAAGCAAGUUGCGCAGAAAUACCUCGUAGACGCAAUAAAAAAGGGCGAGGAACGCAUGGCUUUCCUCGGCGAGCGUCAGCCAUGGGUAGACGAAUCGUGGAAGACGCAGGAGAUGAAUGUUGCAGCUGGCGAAUGA
This is a messenger RNA of Metarhizium album ARSEF 1941, 3015 nucleotides long. RefSeq names its product mitochondrial presequence protease. Lineage: Eukaryota; Fungi; Ascomycota; Sordariomycetes; Hypocreales; Clavicipitaceae. Gene Ontology annotation, cellular component: mitochondrial matrix. The record is from RefSeq and is a predicted model, not a curated record. Bases 1 to 3015 code for a protein of 1004 amino acids. Gene Ontology annotation, biological process: protein processing. The transcript has a single exon. Gene Ontology annotation, molecular function: metal ion binding.